AUGCCGCGCUCCACUCAGGGCAGUACGCAGUCCUCCGACUACUACGACGAUGACCCGGACUUCCUCAAAGCCAUCAGCGAGCUUCCUCUCCCUGGAAUCGACAAUGCUCCUCAGGUAUCUGCAAACGGUAUCUCCGCAGGACCAGCCAACGAGCCACCCCUAGCACAGCAACCACGCAAGAGGUCCCGAGACGACGACGACGCCUUCAUCGACGAGGACGAGGACGCGGCGCAGUACCACACUGGCAUCAGCGCCGUAGAUGCGCACGCAGACGACGGUGGGGAGUACCUCGAGGGCCAUACGUAUGGGCCGUCUCGCUUUGGAGAGUGGGGCGAGUACAUGUCUCGCAAGCGCGCGAAGUUGCAAGUCCAGAACGCGCAGAUUCAAGAUUCAGAGGACGUCGAGGGCGAAAAUGUAGUCAAAAGCAGACUUUUCAGCGGCUUGCAGAUCUACAUCAACGGGUGGACAGAGCCCUCGAUACAAGACCUGCGUAAACUGAUCGUCCAAAACGGUGGUAUAUUCCAUGCGUACCUUGACAAGAAGUCGCUCGUCACCCACAUCCUCACCUGUUCGCUGACUCCUGCCAAAGUGCGCGAAUUCCAGCACAUGAAAGUCGUGCGACCCGAUUGGCUCGUAGAGAGCCUGAAAGCGGGCACCCUUCUCCCCUGGCAAGACUUCCUCUUUCACCCCGGCGAACGCGCCGAAAACGCGCAGGGGCGCAAAGUCGCACAGAAGAGUCUCGCCAACUUCGUCUCGCAAGCCCCUCAAAUCACCGCACAACCCUCCGCCGUACCAUCUCGCCCUGAUCCUCCAAGACCGACCACGCCUCCGAAGUCCGUGCAGAUGGGCAAGGGCAAAGCUCGCGCCUCGAACCCUCCCGCGCCCACCACGCCCUCCCGCGCCCACGCGCCGCCGGGCCUGUACACCGCCGCCUCCCCGGAGGGCGCCGCCCACAUCCCCGGGUACGCCGCGGACAGGUCGAACCCGCACGCGACGCGGGCGAUGGCGGACCCGGCGUGGCGCGCGGCGCACACCUCCGUCGCGCCCGACUUCAUCCAGGGCUACUACCGCAACUCGCGCCUCCACCACCUCUCCACGUGGAAGGCCGAGCUCAAGAACCUCGUCGCGGAGGCGCAGGAGCGCGCGGAGCGCGGCGACGCCGGAAAGGCCGGGGAGGGGGAGGACGCGCCGCGGGCGGAGGAGCGGAGCCAGAGCGCGGGGCUGGAGGCGGUGGACCGCGUCGUGCGCGAGAACAUGGGUGGGCACGGGCUUGGGAGUGCGGGGCUGCAGGGCGACGUGAGCAUGCGCGGCGCGCGGCUCCAGAAGGGCAAGGGCAAGGGCAAGGCGGGCGCGGGCGAGGAGCGGGUGAUCAUGCACUGCGACUUCGAUAGCUUCUUCGUGUCCGCGGGGCUGAUCGAGCGGCCGCAUCUGCGCGGAAAGCCGGUCGUGGUGUGUCACUCCCAGGGGAGCACAGGGGGCACCUCCAGCACAAGCGAGAUCGCGAGUGCCAGCUAUGAAGCGCGCGAGUUUGGGAUCAAGGGCGGCAUGAGUCUCCAGCAGGCUAGAAAACUCUGCCCCAGUGUCGUCACGAUACCGUACGAGUUCCAGAAAUACAAGCAGUUCUCCCUGAAAUUCUACACUAUCUUAAUGGCCCACGCAGACGAUUUGCAAGCGGUCUCGGUGGACGAAGCGCUUAUUGACGUCUCCUCCAGCGUCGCGCGGAUCCGCACGGAGAUCGCGGACCGCACCGACGCCGGAGCUGAGGUUUCGGAGCCCUCAGAUCCCGCAAAGGACUUUGCCGAGGCUAUCCGUGCUCAGGUGCGCAAGGCGACAGGUUGCGAAAUCAGCAUCGGGAUCGCCAACAACAUCAUGCUGGCGCGCCUCGCCUCUCGCCGCGCGAAGCCUGGAGGCUCGUUCCACCUCCGUCAAGAUGGCGUAUCCGAGUUCUUGGCUCCGCUCGACAUCGACAAACUUCACGGGUUUGGAUGGUCGGCGCGGCAGAAGGCUGAAGAGAAGCUCGGCACGACGAACCUGGGCGAGCUUGCGCAGAAGAGCAGAGCCACGCUCUGCGAGGCUCUCGGAAAGAGCACGGGUGAGAUGUUGUACAAGGCUCUGCGGGGCAUCGAUGAACGCCAGCUGGAAAGCGACAAACCACGCAAGUCCGUUUCCUGCGACAUCAACUACGGCAUCCGCUUCGAGAACAACGAGCAGGCAGAGACGUUUGUGUUUCAGAUGGCCGAGGAAGUAGCACGGCGGCUGAAGGCGAUUGACAAGCGGGGGCGCUCCCUCACUCUGAAGGUGAUGGUUCGCGAUCCCGAGGCUCCGGUGGAGGCUCCCAAGUUUCUCGGCCACGGCAUGUGUCUGUCACACAACAAGCAAGCGCCUAUCGUUGCACCAGGCGGAGGUGCUACGAGCGACGACAAGGUCAUUGGGGAGCACGCGUGGCGGCUGCUGAAAGCGUUCAGCUUUGACCCGAAAGAGCUCCGCGGGAUCUCCAUCCAGAUGCAGAAGCUCGAGAAUGCGUCUGGCCCUCGAGAGGCUGAGCAUGGGCAGCAGUGCUACCAGCCUCCAAACGCUCGCAGCCCAGGCGUCAACCUAGAGCUUCCCUCGUUCUCUCAAGUCGACAUGUCCGUGUUCGAGGCGCUCCCCGACGACGUCCGCAAGGAGCUCGAAGACGAGUACAAGCGCCGCUCCGCCACGCCCGCCCCUCCCGCGAACCCCAUGCCCCCGCCGAAGCGCUCCCCGCGCUCGCGCGCGCCGCUCUCGCAGACACGCCGGCUGUUCGCGAAGCGCGUGUACGCGUCCUCGGUCGCGGUCUCGGACCGCGAGCUGCGCGGGUACGGCUUCGACCCCGCCGUCUUCGCCGCGCUCCCGCCCGAGGUGCGGCGCGAGCAGCUCGCGGCGCACCGCGCGCCCGGCGUGACGCUCCACCUCGCCGCGCGCAAGCCGCUGAAGCCGCACCGCGGGCCGAAGAAGGGCGUCGCGGGCGGGUACAUCGUCCCGCGCCCGCCGCCGCCGCGCGCGGUGUUCCCGCACCGGCCGGCGCUGAAGCAGCAGGGGCCGGCGCCGGGGGAGCGGCUCGCGUUCUGCGAGACGGAGGACGUGCAGGCGGUCGUCGGGCGGUGGGUGGCGGGCUUCGCGGAGCACCCGCCGAACGCGCGGGACGUGGAGUAUUUCGCCAAGUUCCUCGUGCAGAGCGUCGACGGGGAGCGGUCGGGGGACACGGGCGUGCAGCGCGCGGUCGCGGUCGCGAAGUGGUGGCUCGUGCUCUUGAGGCGACAUUUUGGGGUGUGGGAGCAUGUGCAGGAAGAGGAUUCGGAGGCGCCGCGGCCUGCGCGGAUGACGUCUGAGUACGUGGGGCGGGCGUGGUGGAAAGCGUUUCGAGAGGUCAAGGCGCGGAUGGACGCCGUCGCACGGCAGAGGUUUGGUGGGUGUUUGUCGCUCAAAUGA
This is a messenger RNA of Epithele typhae, 3450 nucleotides long. RefSeq names its product DNA repair protein. Lineage: Eukaryota; Fungi; Basidiomycota; Agaricomycetes; Polyporales; Epitheliaceae. The record is from RefSeq and is a predicted model, not a curated record. The transcript has 10 exons. Bases 1 to 3450 code for a protein of 1149 amino acids. Gene Ontology annotation, biological process: error-prone translesion synthesis; error-free translesion synthesis. Gene Ontology annotation, molecular function: damaged DNA binding; DNA-directed DNA polymerase activity; deoxycytidyl transferase activity. Gene Ontology annotation, cellular component: nucleus.